UUCAUUUACGCAUCGCUUUAUUUGGAAGUGUUUAUAACGUAUUUUUUUUAAUAUUUUGACUUCUCCGAUGCACGGGGAAAAACAUUGUUUUACUAGAUUCAAUUUUAGUUAUCAGAAGGUUCAGCUCUAAGUAAUCGUGCGGUCGUUAUUUUAGCUAUUCCGUUUUUUGCCAACGUAACGAUGGGGAUUUUUGUUCCGUCCAAAACAAAGAAGGCGGUCCCCGUGGCUGUGAAGACGGAUGUGGAUGAUGCCAUUAGAAAGAAGACGGAAUCUAACACGAGGACUAUCAGGUUGCUCCUGCUGAUUAUUACCGCUACGCUUGUGGUCCUUGGUACUAUGAUGAUGCUGCUGGGUAUCUCAGUGUACUCCCACUACAAAAGCUUCUUCUUAUUCUUAGGAAGUAGUAGGAUGACCAUGACGCCAUCCAUAUUGACUGCAUUCAUAGGAUCUGUGUUAAUAAUUGUAUCCAUCUUUGGCUUCGUUGGCAGUUGGAAACUCAGCACUUUUAUGGUCAAUCUGUGUGCAUUCACUUUGAUGUUGUUAUUCUUCCUUCAAAUAGUCGUGGUGAUACUAGCUUUCACUACAGUUGGAGAUCAAAUAUGGUCUCAUAUUGAUGUUCCAGUACAAAUAUACAGAGACCCUCAAAUCCAACGGAAAAUAGACAUGUUGCAAAAUAACUUAGCUUGCUGUGGUGAUUCUAGCUUCGCAGACUACUAUGAUGUGAAGUUCGGGAGCAAUCAGCCGGUAGUGGAAACGACUUUUUUAUUUAACGGGGACUACCUCACUAUGACUUUGCCAAAAUCAUGCUGUUCCUCAGUCGAGAAUGGACAUUGUGACCGUGUCCGAGGGACGGGAUGCAAAUUCGCACUGUACAACUCUUUGCUUCAGGAUUCCACAAUCAUCGGUAUAUUUGGAAUAUGUGUGAUUGUUGUCAACGUCAUGAAUAUAAUAUUUGCUCUGCUUCUGGCCCGUAAUAUUCGCAAACUAAAGAGUACAAAAACUUUGCUCGCGUGGAAACUUCGAGAAAGCGCUAUCGUAAUGCGACAAGCUAAAGAAAAACAGCAGACUCAGGAAAACCAAGUCCACAUCGAACCACAAUUAUCAAGCGUGGCAGAAAUUGAAAAGAAGUAGAAUUGUAUUUGACUUAUAAGUCCUUAAAUCAAAAUUGACGAAAGAUAAAUCCUUUAUAAGCUUAUAGAGAUUCUGAAGAAUCAUAGCGCAAAUUAACCACCAAACCAUAUGUUUUUAUCUACUGGACGUUAAGGACUUUUG
Molecule: messenger RNA, 1272 nt
Organism: Spodoptera exigua (beet armyworm)
Lineage: Eukaryota; Metazoa; Arthropoda; Insecta; Lepidoptera; Noctuidae
Source: the annotation of a GenBank genome assembly